AUGGGAUGCCGUAAGCAAGUCGUAUGCUCUUGCGACGGCGUGUUACUAGUAGCCGACUAUUUCAAGAGGAGGUAUGUGUUGUCGAAUCCGUCCACUCGAGCGGAGAUAAAGCUUCGUUUCCCGUAUAAAUUCUCCAACAAUUCAAUAUUUCAUGGGCUUUGUCGUGAUCCAACAAACGGCAAUUUUAAGGUUGUUAUUUUGACGCCGAAGUACUAUGCGGUUUAUUCUUGUACGAACAAUUCUUGGACAGACAAGAAAGAAUAUCCAUCUAACGGUCGUUUAUUAUUUAACAAACGAGAAGUCAUUGUUAACGGGUCCACCUAUUGGAUUUGGAGGCGCGAUAACAAUGUCGAAGAAAUUUUAUAUAUUGAUCCGAGAGACGAUAUGUUCAAGUUUAUUAAGACGCCGAAAAAUGUAGAACAUGGGAAACGGAUUUACGUGGUUUCUUUGAAAGGCUUUUUGUGCAUGUAUUGUUAUGGAAGAGACGAGACGGAGGUUCGAAUCUGGAUUAAGGGAAAGGGUUUGGACAAUAAUUCUUGGAACGAGUUAAUGACUGUCGAAAACGUUCGUGCAUCUAUUGAUACGUUUAGACCACUGUGUUUCUUGGAGAAUAAGAUUGUAAUUAGAGUCGAAGUUAAAGAAAUAGCGGUUUACGACCCUUGCGAGAAGACGUUUGAAGUACUCAACGAGUGCAGAUAUUUUCAUGACUUUGGAUUAAUUCCGUAUACGGAAAGUCUCUUCUUCCCCCGACACGUUUUUCUGUGUAGAAUUUAA
Erythranthe guttata (spotted monkey flower) is the source of this 774-nucleotide messenger RNA. RefSeq lists its product as uncharacterized. NCBI's taxonomy places the organism in Eukaryota, Viridiplantae, Streptophyta, Magnoliopsida, Lamiales, Phrymaceae. The record is from RefSeq and is a predicted model, not a curated record.